UUGAAACAAACCUUCUUUUUUUCUUUCUUUCUGCAUUUUAAAUAUACACAAGACAAGAUGUUGCAAAGAGCUGCUAGCAAUGCUUACUCAUGGUGGAUGGCUAGCCAUAUCAGAACUAAGCAAUCAAAAUGGAUGGAACAAAACCUUCAUGAUAUGGAGGAAAAGGUAUCUCAAGUGCUUAAACUCAUCGAAGAAGAUGGAGAUUCGUUUAUGCAAAAAGCCGAAAUGUACUACAAAAAGAGGCCUGAAAUCAUAAGUUUCGUGGAAGAAUUUUUCCGUGGUUACCGUGCCUUAGCCGAUCGAUAUGAUCACUUAUCAACCGAGUUACAGAAUGCAAACAACACCAUUGCUGCUGUUUGUCCCGAUCAAGUCCGGUUCGGCAUAGAUGACUAUGACGACGAUGAUUGCGCACCCAGGCCAAGGAAGCCUUCUAAUAACAUGUGCAAAGUCCCUAAGGUUCCGAAGCUACCUGUUAAAGAAUUGAAGUUCAUAACAAAUACCAAGAAGAAAGUGCAAGAGAAGAAAGCGACGAAAGCAGCUACGGUAGUUCCCAAGUCCGGUUUGACCAAGGAAGAGGGAAUUGGGAAUAUUGAUAAGCUUCAGAAACGAAUCCUGGCGUUGCAGACUGAGAAGGAAUUUGUUAAGAGUUCUUAUGAGAGUGGAUUGGCCAAGUACUGGGAAGUUGAGAAUGAGAUCAAAGAAAUGCAGGAGAAAGUUGAUACUUUGCAAGAUGAAUUUGGUGAAGGGAAGCUGAUUGACGACGAUGAAGCUCGGAACUUAAUGGCGGCGACGGCUUUGAAAUCGUGCAAAGACACAUUGGAUCAUCUGCAGAAGACACAGGAGAGGGCGGUUGUGGAAGCUGAAGUAGAGCAAAAUAGGAUCAAUGAUGCAAGGGGGAAGUUGGAUGCUUUGAAGAAAGUGCUUCUAUCCAAUGAAUCUGCUGCAGAGGUAUCGAGAAUUGCAGAAGAAAGGGCGAAAAAAAUGGAAGCCAAAGCGGUUAACAUGGUGGAACAGAGAAAGGAGGAAAUGGAGCCCAAGGAUGGCGAUGAUGACGAUAUCAUAGACAUGGCGGAGAAGAUCGAUGUGUUAGUGAACAAGGUGACCAGCUUAGAAACUACAGUUUCAUCUCAGACUGCUCUUAUUCAGAGAUUAAGAUUAGAAAAUGACGAACUUCUAGCCUUGAUUCAAAGCCUAGAAGAUGGUAAGAAAGACAAUCUCAUGGAUAGGAACCAUGAUAUGAAGAAGUUAACAGAGAUGGAGAUUAAGUUGCUAGGGGUUCAGGAUCUAAACCACAGCGUUGAAGACCGAAGCAACAAUCUGCAAUCUCAUUUGAAUGCAGCACAUUCUAAUCUUGAUGAACUUUCCAAGAAAGUGAAGCCUGUUGAGGAUCUUGAAACCUCCAAAAGCUUGCCUGCCUCCGCCAAGAAGGAAACCAAAGAAAAGCCCAAGAGGGCAAAAGCAGGCAAGGAAUUUUUGACCCCUAAACCCGCAAGUUCCCCGGUGGAAAUCAAAACCGAAAAAAGUUCUGAAGUCGAAUCCGAAAAAAGGUCUGAAGAACACGUCCAAGUCCCGACCCCCACCGCCACUGCCAUGGCUGAUGAAUCGAAAGCAAUAAGUUCUGUUCCAAAAUCUGUAGAGAAAGCCGAUGAACCGAAAGCAGUAAGUUCUGUUCCGAAAUCUGUAGAAGAAGUCAAUGAACCGAAAGCAGUAAGUUCUGUUCCGAAAUCUGCAGAAGAAGCCAAUAAACCGAGAGCAGUAAGUUCUGUUCCGAAAUCUGCAGAGGAAGGAAGCGUUAGCCGUGAAAGUUCUAAGGUUUCAGAUGAUUAUGAAGAGCUAAAAGCAAUGGCUAAAGUUGUGGGGCAAGCUUCGUCACUGAUAGCCAACACUGUACCCAAAUCCGACUCAAAAGAACAUGAAUACGCUGAACUGUCUCGGUGCUUGGAGGAAACCAAGAAGAAGUUACUGGAACUGGAAGCAAAUCAUCAAAACGAACUGUUUGAACUAACAUUGCAGUUAAAAGAAUUGAAGAACAGCAACUCCAAGAAAGACGAAGAGAUUCGAUCUUUACGUCUGAAAGUAAGCCGAAACCAAAGCGGUAUCGCCAAAACCAACAACGCUGACCAAUCCGAGGAAUUCGAAUGCAUACCAGCGUCUGCAACUACAUCAGCAAUUCCAGCAGAAGAGAAAGAAGUGAAGGAAGUAAAAGAAGUAAAAGAAGUGAAACAAGAGAAAGAAAAGAAAGAAGUAGCUCUGGGCCAGCUUUUGGACUCGGAAAAAUCGGCAGUGGAAGAAAGGUUCCGGACGAACAUCGACGAACUGCUAGAAGAGAAUUUGGAUUUCUGGUUCAGAUUCAGCUCAACAUUAUACGAAGUACAAAAGUACCAAACCGGGGUAAAAGAUUUAGAGAGUGAGGUAUUAAAACUAGAGGAAAGAUCAGAAAACCAAGAGGGAAGCAGCACAAGCAAGUACUCAGUAAAAUCGGACGUACGACCAUUAUACAAGCACCUGAGAGAAAUACAGACGGAGCUGAGCCUGUGGGUUGAAAAAAGCAUGUCGCUGAAAGAAGAACUGAAGAACAGGUUCACGUCCUUAUGCGAAAUCCAAGAGGAGAUCACCAAGGCGUUGAAAGCAAGUGCGGAGGACGAGGAGUUUAGGUUCACGAGUUUCCAAGCGGCGAAAUUCCAAGGCGAAAUAUUGAACAUGAAACAAGAGAACAACAGGGUGGGUGAUGAAUUGCAAGCUGGUUUGGACCUGGCGGCUGCAUUGCAGCGUGAUGCUGAGAAGGCACUGACCAAGUUGAGUGAAGAUUGGGGAGUACAGGGUUCCAAGAGCCGCCACAGCUCUGGCCAACAGGACCCUCGCUCCAAUGUGCCCUUGAGGUCCUUUAUCUUUGGUGUCAAACAAAAGAAACAAAAGACUUCCAUCUUUUCCGUGGUUCAGGGCCAACGGAAGUACCAUAAAUCCGGAAAUAGGUAGUAAUAGAUAAAUGUGCUUCCAC
Molecule: messenger RNA, 2998 nt
Organism: Gossypium raimondii (Peruvian cotton)
Lineage: Eukaryota; Viridiplantae; Streptophyta; Magnoliopsida; Malvales; Malvaceae
Product: protein NETWORKED 2D
Exons: 2
Coding region: 58-2976 (972 amino acids)
Molecular function (GO): actin binding
Source: RefSeq, a predicted model, not a curated record